Brassica napus (rape) is the source of this 2528-nucleotide messenger RNA. RefSeq names its product regulatory protein NPR3-like. Lineage: Eukaryota; Viridiplantae; Streptophyta; Magnoliopsida; Brassicales; Brassicaceae. Bases 547 to 2340 code for a protein of 597 amino acids. Gene Ontology annotation, cellular component: nucleus. The record is from RefSeq and is a predicted model, not a curated record. The transcript has 3 exons. Gene Ontology annotation, molecular function: protein binding. Gene Ontology annotation, biological process: regulation of jasmonic acid mediated signaling pathway; regulation of salicylic acid mediated signaling pathway; defense response to bacterium.
AACGUUGUCAACUUUUUUUUACAGAAUUGUCUUAAUUUAUUUUCUCCAGAAAAUCUUUGAAUAAUCAUGGAAUCUUUAUUUAUGCUUGUCAACUUUCAUUUGAGUCUUUCUUUAUGCAUUCUUUGGACCACAUGAUGAUUUCAAUCUAGACUUGAGUUCGUCAUUAUUAAAACAGAAAUUAUUAUUAGUCAUUUGUUUUUUUCUCAUCUCAUCUUCACAAAGAAGCUGUCUCUUUCUUUCACCGUCACUUCACCUAUUUGUGUUCUCAAACUCAUAUAUAUCCCUUCCUUCUUGACUUUCCCUUGAUAGAUCUUCUUAACUUCAUUCUUCAGAUUCCAAAGCUUGCCCCUUUCCUUUUGACUCUGAUAUUACAUUGAUUCAGAGGUGCAAGAGUAAUGAUGCUCUGUCUGAAAAUUUGAAAAUUUUGUCCUGUCUUCAAAGCCCAAUCAUUUUUCAUCUUUCUGUUCUGGGUUUUGCAGGGUUUGAUUGAUUCUCUAUUUUAAAUGUAAAAUACACAACUCUUGAAUCUGUAAUCUUAAAAUCUCUAUGGUUCGAAAACAGAGCUUUUUUCUGCAUGAAAAGAUGGCUACUUUAACUGAACCAUCAUCAUCUUUAAGCUUCACGUCUUCUCGUUUCUCUAACGUCUCUACUGGGUCUAACCAUAUCUCAGCAAGCUCAGCCUCUAACCUCGAAGUGAUCAGUCUAAACAAACUCAGCUCCAAUCUUGAGCAGCUUCUCAGUAGCCCAGACUGUGAUUACACAGAUGCAGAGAUCACUGUCGAGGGUGUUCCCGUUGGUGUUCACAGAUGCAUUUUGGCUGCAAGGAGCAAGUUUUUCGAGCAACUGUUCAAGAAAGACAAGAAACGUUCCAAGAUUGAGAGACCAAAGUACCAUUUGAAAGAGGUGUUGCCUGUUGUUGGGCAUGAAGCUUUUGUUUACUUCCUGAGUUAUGUCUACACUGGGAGGUUAAAGCCUUUUCCUUUGCAGGUUUCCACUUGUGUUGACUCUCUUUGUGCUCAUGAUUCUUGUCGACCUGCCAUUGAUUUCGUUGUUGAGUUGAUGUAUGCUUCAUCUAUCCUCCAAGUGCCUGAGCUUGUUUCAUCUUUUCAGCGGCGGCUUUGUAACUUUGUGGAGAAGUCUCUGGUUGAGAAUGUUAUUCCUAUUCUUUUGGUUGCUUUCCAUUGUAACUUGACUCAGCUGCUUGAUCAAUGCAUUGAGAGAGUGGCUAGGUCUGAUCUCUACAGGUUCUGUAUCGAAAAGGAGGUUCCUUUGGAAGUAGCUGAGAGAAUCAAACAGAUUCGUCUCAAGUCUCCACUAGAGGAAGAAGAGAACAGUCCCAAGGUUUCAGAUAAAAUGCUUGAGAGAGUUGGGAAAAUCCUCAAGGCCUUGGAUUCAGAUGACGUUGAGCUUGUCAAGCUUCUUUUGACCGAGUCAGAUAUCACUCUAGAUGAAGCCAAUGGUCUGCAUUACUCAGUGGUGUAUAGUGAUCCCAAAGUUGUUGCAGAGAUACUUGCCCUUGGUUUAGGUGAUGUCAAUCACAGAAACUCACGUGGCUACUCGGUUCUUCAUUUCGCUGCCAUGCGUAGAGAGCCUUCCAUCAUCAUAUCUCUUCUCAAGGAAGGCGCCAAUGCGUCUAGCUUCACUUCUGAUGGACGCAGUGCGGUUAAUAUAUGUAGGAGACUGACAACUCCAAAGGAUUAUCAUACAAAGACAGCCAAAAAGAGGGAAGCUAGUAAAGCAAGGCUGUGCAUAGAUCUCUUGGAAAGAGAGGUUAGGAGGAACCCUAUGCUUGCUGAUACGCCAAUGUGUUCACUUACUAUGCCUGAAGAUCUCCAAAUGAGACUGUUAUACCUAGAAAAGAGAGUGGGGCUUGCUCAGUUGUUCUUUCCAACAGAAGCUAAUGUGGCUAUGGACAUUGCUAAUGUAGAAGGUACAAGCGAGUUCACUGGUCUUCCCCCGCCUUCAAAUGGGUUAACAGGAAACUUGAGUCAGGUUGAUUUAAACGAAACUCCUCAUAUGCAAACCAAAAGACUUCUUACUCGUAUGGAGGCUCUAAUGAAAACAGUUGAGACAGGUAGAAGGUAUUUUCCAUAUGGCUCAGAGGUUUUAGAUAAGUACAUGGAAGAGUACAUAGAUGAUGAUAUUCUCGAUGACUUGCAUAGUGAGAAAGGAUCUCCACAGGAGAGAAGAUUGAAAAGAAUGAGAUAUAGAGAGCUUAAGGAUGAUGUCCAAAAGGCAUAUAGAAAAGACAAAGAGUCUAAGAUUGCGCCGUCUUGUCUUUCUGCGUCAUCCUCUCCUUCGUCUUCUUCUUUAAGAGAUGGUCUGGAGAACUCAGCAUGAAAAUAAGUUGAAUAUGAUUAGAUAUCUCUGCUCAGAUACUUAUAGGUUCAGGUUUAAUAAAGAUGAUGGAUAGAGUUACUUGUACAACAAUAAACAUAGGAAUGCUCAUUAACCCAAAACAUUCUUAAACUACAUGCAACCUUUUGUUUUUGUUUUUUUUAAAUAUAUUGGUAUAUGCUUUUAGACUA